Schistosoma intercalatum is the source of this 661-nucleotide messenger RNA. Lineage: Eukaryota; Metazoa; Platyhelminthes; Trematoda; Strigeidida; Schistosomatidae. The record is from the annotation of a GenBank genome assembly.
UUUCAACGACCUUGAACGGCUUGACUAGAGGCGGUCAUUCCGUAUUUCAAUUGCCGUGGGUUGGUUGGAUUGCAUGAGUACCAAGUUUUUUCAUAUAUAAGUCAUGUUAUGCUACAUAAAAAAGCACGAAAUAAAUACCGAAACCAUUAAUUUUGCGUUCUCUGUUUUGUAGUGUACACGUUGGCUCUGUUGUUGCUUUGUAAUUUGAUCUUUGAUCCCAACAACUGUAGUAAAGCUCAACGAAAUGUCAAGUCACAGUGCUUCAUGCUCAAGUGACAUUUCAGUCGACCUAACCGAUGCCUUUCGAAGCAUGAUACUGAACAAGCGUUUCGUCUUGUGGGAUGAUUUUGAAAGCGCCUUAAAAGAGUUCCAAAAAGUAUGGAAUUAUAAUUUUAUCGCUUCUCAGACUACUUAUACUCGUUACAUCCACACAGAAAGCAGAUUGCUGAAGGAUGUCAGGUUCAAAAACCUGUUUGUAUCGUUUAAUUGUACGUUUGGUCAUAAGAGGAAAUCGGAAGGUUUGGAAGUGAGGCAAAAAUCGUCUAAAUUCCGUAAUUGUCGAUCUAAAUUUCGUGUAAGACUAGAGGAGCAAGGAUAUGUCAUCAAAUCCUACAACAUGCUCCACAAUCAUCCAUGUAGUAGUUCAUGGAUGGUAUGUGAU